This is a messenger RNA of Thalassophryne amazonica, 3448 nucleotides long. RefSeq names its product dual specificity phosphatase 6 (gene dusp6). The record is from RefSeq and is a predicted model, not a curated record. Gene Ontology annotation, biological process: regulation of heart growth; protein dephosphorylation; negative regulation of ERK1 and ERK2 cascade. The transcript has 3 exons. NCBI's taxonomy places the organism in Eukaryota, Metazoa, Chordata, Actinopteri, Batrachoidiformes, Batrachoididae. The coding region runs from base 381 to 1526 and encodes 381 amino acids. Gene Ontology annotation, cellular component: cytosol; cytoplasm. Gene Ontology annotation, molecular function: MAP kinase tyrosine/serine/threonine phosphatase activity; protein tyrosine/threonine phosphatase activity.
GGAGCCAUUCAGCAGAGUCCGUGUCGCAGCGGCGGACAGACGCAAGAAGCGGAGCCGCACAGCGUGAACGGCGCGCACACGGCACAUGCACGCUGCCGAUCCACGGACCCCACUCUGAGACACGCAGGAACAGGUCCGCAUGUGAUUCAUUGAGAAACGACACGGACAGAGCGCAUGAAUGGACCGAGAGGAGCGCCGAUCGGCCUCAGCGCACAACGCUCAACUUCAAUUUUUUUGAUUUUAUUUAUUAUUAUUUUUUUACAUUAUUAUUAUUUUUACUAUCCAGAUCUCAGUAACCCGCUGAGGAGCUGAUUAUUCGCUUGUCAGAUUUGUGCGAUCCGCACUUCUUCUUGCUGAUUUUUUUCCUCUCCUGCUUCUCGAUGCUUGACAAGCUCAAGCCCGUCGUCCACUUCGACUCGGUUAUGGCGAUCAGUAAGACGGUGGGCUGGCUGCGGGAACAGCUGCAGGCGCGGAAGGACGGGCUGCUGGUCAUGGACUGCCGGGCCCAGGAGCUCUACGAGUCCUCGCACGUCGAGACGGCCAUCAACGUGGCCAUACCGAGCCUGAUGCUCCGCCGCCUGAGGAAGGGCAACUUGCCGGUCCGCUCGCUGCUGUCCGACGGCGAGGACCGCGAGAGGUUCGUGCGCCGCUGCAAGACCGACACGAUCGUCCUGUACGACGAGUACAGCCGCGAGUGGAACGAGAACGUGGACGGAGGGUCCGUGCUGGGUUUGCUGCUGAGGAAGAUGAAGGAUGAAGGCUACAAGGCCUUUUAUCUGGAAGGUGGAUUUAGCAAAUUCCAAGCUGAAUACCCGACGCUGUGUGAAACCAACUUGGACGGCUCCUCCACCAGCAGCUCCCCCACCGCUCAGGUGCUCGGCCUGGGUGGGCUGCGGAUCAGCUCUGACUCCUCAGACAUCGAGUCGGAUAUAGACCCCAGUAGUGCCACAGAGUCGGACGGAAGCCCGCUGUCCAACCCCCAGCCGUCCUUCCCCGUGGAGAUCCUGCCUCACCUCUACCUGGGCUGCGCCAAGGACUCCACCAACCUGGACGUCCUGGAGGAGUACGGCAUCAAAUACAUUCUGAAUGUGACUCCCAACCUUCCCAACCUAUUUGAAAACGCAGGGGAGUUUAAGUACAAGCAGAUCCCCAUCUCGGAUCACUGGAGCCAGAAUCUGUCGCAGUUCUUCCCGGAGGCCAUCACCUUUAUUGAUGAAGCUCGAGGCCAGAAGUGCGGCGUUCUGGUGCACUGCUUGGCAGGCAUCAGCCGCUCUGUGACAGUGACCGUGGCCUACCUGAUGCAGAAGCUCAACCUGUCCAUGAACGACGCUUACGACAUUGUCAAGAUGAAAAAGUCCAACAUCUCCCCCAACUUUAACUUCAUGGGCCAGCUCUUGGACUUUGAGCGCACCCUGGGCCUCAAGAGUCCAUGCGACAACCGCAUGGCGGCACCCAGCCAACAGCUCUACUUCACCACGCCGACCAACCACAACGUCUUCCAACUGGACCCUCUAGAGUCGACGUGAGGACGAUGCCCCCUCCCUCUCUUUGAUGGAGGUGUUUAGGCCUCUUAAUGGAAAAAAAUCUGCAAAAAAAGUUCCUCUUUUUCCCGUCGGCUGUCAUUUGAUGGCGUUUUCGCAGUUAUUGAUGCAGCUGGUUUGAGGCAACAGCUGCCAAACGCUGCUUGUGGAGGGCCAAUGUUGGCUGGCGAACACCACGGUGCAGCUGCCACACACAAAAUGAGGAGAGAAUAAAAAGGGACAAGUUGUUUGAACAGUGCAGAUACUUUCUACAAUCCAUUGAUGGACUCGUGGUCUUUUCUAUUUGUUGUUGUGUCUGAGGAAUAUGAUUUGUUGGACAUCUACGUGCUAUGUUUCAAAGGUCCCAGGCUGGUGUGCCAAAGAGACGUGAUUGUUCAACCUGGACAAAUCAGUUUUUAAUGUUUGUUUUUUGAGGAUUUUUGAAUCUAGUGCCGGUUACCUUAAGACUUUGGGGUGUGUUGUCUCCAUCGUCUUCUGUGAAGACUUGCCUGUGUGGGUUUACAAUGGCCCAGAUUUAGAUGGCCCACUUUAGUGAACUCGAUUUUACACUUGUGGAGUCUUUUAAAUACCUUUCUACAUUGUGUGUAUAUAUCUUAAUAUAAAAGACAAUACAGUAAAGCUACAGUAAAGCCUUUCUCUACCCUUUGCAAUAAAAUCAAAUCUUUGUUUUUUUUUCAUAUUCUAUACUUUUAUGGAAGGAAAAGUGAACUGAAUUACUGUUUUAUGUUUGGAGUUGAUCAUGCCAAAAAUUAAGCCGGCUUUCUGAGAAUUGUGCAAAAAUCUGUACACAUGUAAUAUAUUUGAUAAUUGCUUUAUGUGUGAAAUCAGCCGGAGGGCCUUGUUUUACACCCGCCCUCUCACCAGUCAGUCACCUUGGUUGUUUGCCUUACUUUGCGCUCAGAAGGUUUUAAGGUACAUUAGCCUCCAGAGGAAUCCAUCAUCAAACAAAGCAAAACAGCCAAACCUGGAUCAGUUUUUAGAAGUGCUGAAAAAGUUUUUAAUUUGCUUGUAUGUGAUCUCUUAUUUUUAUUUAAAGCUACAGUGCGCAAGAUGUGGGGCUGUUUAUUAACAGAAAUGGAGGAUAACAUUCAUAACCAUCUGUUCUUUAGUGUAGAAUUACUUGCUACAGUAAAUCAGUGUGGUCUUUCACAUUUUACAAUGCAACCAGAAGACCGAAGGAAAAAAAAGAAGAGAAAUGAGUAUUUGCACCCCUGUACACUGUUUGCUGGUUGCUAUUGUAGGCUAACAAAAUUUGACAAACCAAAUUUUUGUGUAAUGCAGGAUCAUACAUAUUGUUUAUCACAAAAGAAGGCAAAUGAGCACGAAUCCCCAUCACCAAAGAAGCAAAAAACAUGAAAGCAAAUAAAAUCAUGACCAAUAAUGCAAUCUUCAACCUUACCACUAGAUAGCAGUAAAUCCUACACACUGUAGCUUUAAAGAGACACUCCCUCUUAAUCAUUCAAAUGUAAAAGUUGUAGUUUUUGGGUUUGCAAUGUUGCUUUUGUUUUCAAGUAGUGCACAACCACAUUGAUUGUUGCGAAACAAGAAAAAGAUGAUGAUUUGGGGACGCUGUUCUGCUUUUGAAGACACGCGGAACAGGAUGUGUGAGUCAGAGAGGUUGGCUUUGUGUUUUCUUGUCAGGGUCUCUGAAGGCUAAUGUGAGUAUAGGUAAUUGUGCAAGGCUGAAACGUCUCUGACAAAGCAGGACGCCUUGCUAAUGUCUUCAGGGAAAAUUUUGCAAAAUGCUUUUUUUUUUUUGGGUCAAUUUGAAAAAAAAAAUCCACAAGUUGUGAGGGUUGUGUUGCUCUUUCCACAGAGGAAGCCAUCUGGGUGACCUCUGCCACCCCCACAUCCCUUACGAAUGUAAAGAAAAGAUAAAUUAUUAAUAAAUUGUUAUUUUGUCUAUA